AUGGGCGUCCCGGAGGCAAUAGGAACUAUAUGCGACCCGCAUAAACAUCGCAUUCUGCGCCGUCGAGUGAAUCCGCUUUUUAGCCAACAGGCUAUUAAUCAAAUGGCUGGAGAUAUUCAGGAAACAAUCACACGUGCCUGCGACUUGGUUUCAGAAAAGUUUGAUGCUCAGAGUUUCUUCCGUGCGAUCGCAGGAGAUGUCCUCUCUACACACUAUUUCGGAGAGAACAUGAACCUGGUCAACAGACCCGAGUAUGCGCAAAAGCUCUGGCACGGAAUCGACUUCAUGAUCGGCCAGAUAUGGUACUUGAUUCAUAUCCCAUAUCUCUCUAGCAUUGUAAUGAAGAUGCCGAACGUUUUUGUCAAGAUCUCGCUUCCAGGAUUUGCGGGUCUGAUAGAGUUGUGCAUGCGACAAGCCAAAAAAGCCAUUCAACGGAGUAAAGCAAACUCCACUUCUCUCAAAACCCCCCACAACGCCACAUUCUUCGAUCUACUGAUGACACCAUCCCAGGGACAAGAAUCAGUUCACAUCAGCCAAACUGAUAUGUUGAACCAUGGCCUGAACCUUGUUGCCGCAGGAGUAGACACAGUGUCAAUUACCAUGACAGUCGCGCUGUAUCACAUCCUCGCAUCCCCGGAGAUUCAACGUCAGGUGUACUCCGAGACACGAGACGCAACGCCUUUCAUCCGAGACGAGCUUGAUUCACAACGAGUUCGGAAACUGCCUUAUCUAGCGGCCGUUAUCAAAGAAACUCUGCGCAUGUAUCCCCCAGUCCCAGGUAGACUGCCACGCGUUGUCCCGCCACAGGGCGAAUCCUAUAAGGGGAAGUUCAUACCGGGUGGUACAAUUGUCUCGAUAAUGCCAUACACCAUCCACCGAGAUCCGGCAUUAUUCCCAGAGCCGAACGUCUUCAAGCCCGAGCGAUGGCUAGGCGAGAACACUCUUGAGCUGGAAAGAGCUCUUAUAUCCUUCAGUGCCGGAAAUCGCAUGUGUCCCGGGAUCCAUCUCGCGUAUCUUGAGAUACAGAUGGCUCUCGCGACGCUCUUUAGUCGAUUCGCCCUUGAACUUGACAGUCCGCUUCCGAAGCAAGAGCUGGAUUGGAGCGAUCUAUUCGCUCUUGAUCUUGACUAUCCAAUCAAGGUUAGGGUGUUGGCUGACCACUGGAAGAUGAGUGACGAUGGUGGCACAGACAUGCGUGUUAUUGAGUAA
Molecule: messenger RNA, 1209 nt
Organism: Penicillium vulpinum
Lineage: Eukaryota; Fungi; Ascomycota; Eurotiomycetes; Eurotiales; Aspergillaceae
Product: cytochrome P450
Exons: 7
Coding region: 1-1209 (402 amino acids)
Molecular function (GO): heme binding; iron ion binding; oxidoreductase activity, acting on paired donors, with incorporation or reduction of molecular oxygen
Source: RefSeq, a predicted model, not a curated record